Molecule: messenger RNA, 2539 nt
Organism: Spea bombifrons (plains spadefoot toad)
Lineage: Eukaryota; Metazoa; Chordata; Amphibia; Anura; Pelobatidae
Gene: HIRIP3
Product: HIRA interacting protein 3
Exons: 7
Coding region: 15-2402 (795 amino acids)
Cellular component (GO): nucleus
Source: RefSeq, a predicted model, not a curated record
GGUGCAGUUUAAACAUGGCGGGAGAUGGGGAGAUGCGGAGUUUCAUCAGGAGACUGCUGCAGGGGACCACAGACCUCAGCGCCCUCACUCACUCCGUGGUGCGCUCCGCGUACUUGGCUCACUGCGGGAAGCGAGUGCUGCCCCCCCAGGAGCGUCAGACCCUCAAGCGCAUUGUGGAGGAAGAGCUGCUGAAGAUGCAGGAGGACUCCAGUGACGACGAGCCGCUCGUUCGGAAGAUCCGGAAGCGACAGCGCACUGACAGCGACGUGGACCCCGGCGCCAGGAAGGAGCCCCCCGACAAAAAGAGCAAGCAAGACGGCAGAUCAGAAGAGGAGGAUUCUGGGAUUGAACCGUCAAGAGACAUCAAGAGACUGUCGGGAAGCUCUCCAGAAACCGCCGUGAAGACCAAAGCCGUUACAGACAGCGAGAGCGACCUGGAGGCAACCAAUCAGAAACAAGAGAAGGGGAGAGGGUCUCAGGACAACCGCAAGAUAAAGAUAGGGAGAAGCGAGCUGCCCCGGGAGAAAAAGAGCAAGAGCGAGAGUGCUGCGGCGAGACGCAAAGAGACGCCAAGCAAACCGGCUGCCAAAAGAAUACCCAAGACGCAAAAGGGGAAAAAAAGAAAAGAGACAGUCAGCGACGAUGAGACGCCGCGAAAGGGCACACCAAAAAAAGAGACAGACAGUGAAAGUGAGGAUGAGAAGCCAGUAAAGAAAAAGAGUGCACGGAAAAAAGAGACGGACAGCGAGAGUGACGAUGCCAAGCCGCUAAAGAAAAAGAGCGCUCUGAGUAAAGAGACAGACAGUGAGAGUGACGAUGACAAGCCGCUAAAGAAAAAGAGCGCUCCGAGUAAAGAGACAGACAGUGAGAGUGACGAUGACAAGCCGCUAAAGAAAAAGAGUGCUCCUAGUAAAGAGACAGACAGCGAGAGUGACGAUGACAAGCCGCUAAAGAAAAAGAGAGCGCCGAGUAAAGAGACAGACAGUGAGAGUGACGAUGACAAGCCGCUAAAGAAAAAGAGCGCGCCGAGUAAAGAGACGGACAGCGAGAGUGAGGAUGACAAGCCGCUAAAGAAAAAGAGCGCUCCUAGUAAAGAGACGGACAGCGAGAGUGAGGAUGAAAAGUCGCUAAAGAAGAAAAGUGCAAGGAAAAAGGAGACAGUCAGUGAGAACAAUCAGCUGCCAAAGAAAAAGAGCGCUCCAAAUAAAGAGACGGACAGCGAGAGUGAGGAUGACAAGCCGCUAAAGAAAAAGAGCACGCCGAGUAAAGAGACGGACAGCGAGAGUGAGGAUGACAAGCCGCUAAAGAAAAAGAGCACUCAGAGUAAAGAGACAGACAGCGAGAGUGACGAUGAUAAGCCACUAAAGAAAAAGAGUGCUCCUAGUAAAGAGACGGACAGCGAGAGUGAGGAUGACAAGCCGCAAAAGAAAAAGAGCGCUCUGAGUAAAGAGACAGACAGCGAGAGUGAGGAUGACAAGCCGCUAAAGAAAAAGAGCACUCAGAGUAAAGAGACAGACAGCGAGAGUGACGAUGAUAAGCCACUAAAGAAAAAGAGCGCUCCGAGUAAAGAGACGGACAGCGAGAGUGACGAUGACAAGCCGCUAAAGAAAAAGAGAGCGCCGAGUAAAGAGACGGGCGGUAAGCGGAAGGCAGGAGUCACAAAAAAGAAUUCCACAGACAAAGAGAAAACCAAUCAUGGAAGAUCUCGGGGUCAAGAAAAGAAAAGAGCGCAAGAAACGGACGGCGAGAGCGAAGAGGUGGAGAAAAGAUCUCGCGAGGGGACAUCGGACAGCGAGAGCGAUGGAGAGAGCGGCACGAAGGAGGCCAAGGGGAAAAAGACAGACGGGGAGAGCGAGCAGGAAGAUGAGAGCGCUGACCAGACGAAGAAGGCUGGAGAGAGCGACUCGUCCGAGGGCUCCGAGGAUAAGGGCCACAGCAGCAAGAAGCAGGACAAGGGCUCUUCGAAGGAGGAGCAUCCGUCAGUGGUCCGCUUGAAGCGUUACAUCCACACGUGCGGAGCGCGCAGGAACUACAAGAAGCUGCUGCUGGGCUGCCGCUCCGUCAAGGCCAUGGUGCAGCUUCUGAAGAAUGAGUUGGAGGAGCUGGGGGUCAAAGGGAAGCCGACUCUGGAGAAGUGCCGGGUCGUGCGGCUGAAGAGGGAGGAGGCGGCGGAGCUGGCGGAGUUGGAUACGAGUAACAUCAUUACCACAGCGGGUCGCCCUCGGCGACGUUCAACUUGGAACCCCUACCAGCCGUCCCCGACCCGCGACCCGUCGCCCACCAGGUACCGGAAAGACCUGGCCUCCGACUCCGAUGAGGAGGGGGCCCCGCCGCGCAAGAAGAGGCCCGUGGACUGGUCCUGCCUGCAGGGCAUCAUCAGCGACGACGGGGACAGCGACUGAGCCCGCCCCCUAUGUUUACCCCGCCCUCUCCGCACGCCCCGCCCCCUCUUUCUGUGUUUUGUACGAAAUGCACUUUUUUUUUUUAUCCGUUCUUUUUAAUGUCGUUUUGUAAAUAAAUGUUACCGUUUUCUCGUAAA